AUGGGCGAGAGGACAGCUAUUUCAGCGGAAGACACACUAGUUCGUUAUGAUAAUCCAGUUUUAGUUACUAAGAAGGCGGAAGCUAUUUCUUCACCCCGUGGCGCUGCAGCAACUCAGCCAUGCAUCCCUACUGAAGCUAAACGUGAAACAGAGGAAAUUCUUAACGCUAUUUUACCUCCUAAGGAAUGGGAGGAAGAUGGUCAGAUAUGGACACAAAAAAUAUCAUCCACUCCUGCUACGAGAUUGGACGUAAUAAAUCUCCAAGAGAUGUUAGAUACUCGCUUACAGCAGCGGCAAGCCCGCGAGACCGGCAUUUGCCCGGUCCGCAGACAGCUUUAUACACAGUGUUUUGAUGAAUUAAUAAGACAGGUUACGAUAAAUUGUGGGGAAAGAGGUCUGCUAUUGUUGAGAGUUCGUGAUGAAGCGAGGAUCACGAUGGAGGCGUAUCAAACUCUAUACUGCAGUUCCAUCGCGUUUGGAAUGAGGAAAGCUUUACAGUCUGAACAAGGAAAAUCGGACCUCAUGGAGCAAGUCGCAAAGCUAGAAGCAGAACGAGCAAGUCUGGAGAAACAGUGCACGGAGCUAAAACAGAAAACCGAGCAAUUGGAACGUCGAGCUGCAGAACUGCGCGCUGCGGAAGAGAAGCGUCAUCAAGAGGAGUUACUUGCAUUAAAAAAGACAAAUGCGCAGCUCAAGGCACAAUUGGAAGGCAUCAUUGCACCCAAGAAGUAA
Parnassius mnemosyne (clouded apollo) is the source of this 732-nucleotide messenger RNA. NCBI's taxonomy places the organism in Eukaryota, Metazoa, Arthropoda, Insecta, Lepidoptera, Papilionidae. The record is from the annotation of a GenBank genome assembly.